Penaeus monodon (black tiger shrimp) is the source of this 2447-nucleotide messenger RNA. RefSeq names its product vesicle-associated membrane protein 7-like (gene Vamp7). Lineage: Eukaryota; Metazoa; Arthropoda; Malacostraca; Decapoda; Penaeidae. Gene Ontology annotation, biological process: vesicle fusion; exocytosis. The record is from RefSeq and is a predicted model, not a curated record. Gene Ontology annotation, cellular component: SNARE complex; membrane. Bases 128 to 790 code for a protein of 220 amino acids. The transcript is spliced from 7 exons. Gene Ontology annotation, molecular function: SNAP receptor activity; SNARE binding.
CGUCCACGUAUCUGGACAUGCAAAACAUAUGAUUUCAUCGCAGUAAACAAAGUGUUCGUCCAAGAGAAAGAGAUUACUUCUGUAACGCAAUUUCCCAACUCUCAUAGGCUUCUGAAUAAAUUCUGAGAUGCCCCUCCUCUACAGUGUCAUUGCUCGGGGCACAACAGUACUGGCCCGCUAUGCCACCUGCGCUGGGAACUUUGCAGAGGUCACGGAACAGAUCCUAACUAAGAUAGCACCUGGGGAGACGGGUAGGCUCACCUACUCUCAUGCUUCCUAUCUCUUCCAUUACGUGGCGCAGGAUGGAGUGGUGUACUUGUGCAUUACAGAUGAUGAAUUCGAACGACAGCGAGCUUUCCUUUUCCUCGAAGACAUUAAACAGAGGUUCCAGGCAACCUAUGGCAGCCGAGUUCACACCGCACUUCCCUAUGCCAUGAACAGUGAAUUUGCUCAGGUACUGGCCACGCAGAUGAAGCACUACACAGAAUCUAGGGACAUUGACAACAUCUCACGCUUGCAAGGGGAAGUCAGCGAUGUGAAGGACAUUUUAGUGAAGAAUAUUGAAAGCUUGGCCAGUAGAGGAGAGAGACUUGAACUACUGAUCAACAAGACAGAGAACCUCAACACAUCAGCAGUAACUUUUAAGACUACAAGUCGAACCUUGGCACGAAGCCUAUGGUGGAAGAACGUUCGCAUCAUUUUAUUCAUAAUCUUAGGUGUAGGGGCAAGCAUCUAUAUAAUUGGAGCUAUGAUCUGCGGCCUAGCAUGGCAAAACUGCCCUGGACAGUAGAACAAAGCAUAUAGAACUUGUUUACAGAUUAAGGCCUAUACAACUUCAGAAGUGUUAGAGACAGCAAAGGUGUCAAAGUUGCCAAAUUCUGCUAUUUUUCACCAUAGAUAUUGUCUCAAAACUUCUGUGUGGGAAUGCUACCUUGUAUUUAAUAGCAAGCAAAAAUCUUCAUAUGAGAUUUUUGAUAUUUAUAGAAAGAACUUGUAAUACUCCAUGUGAGAGGGUCUAUAUACUACAUCUACAUGGAAUCAUAAGUAUGUUCUUAUUAAACACACCUGUUUUUAUUUUGUCCGUCUUGAUUAUCUUUUUUGUAACAGUAAUGCCACUAUUUUUCAUACAUGUCAUGAUCACUUUAAUGUAGUUUUUUUCUGAGGUAUGAUAUAAAGUAUAUAUUGAAGUCAUAUUUAUACUCUUUAGGAUAUGUUGUAAAUUUGUCCAGUAUUAUUGAAUUUUAUAGUUUUACGUAGAUAGGAUUCUUCAUUCUCCCUGUUUGACCAAGCCCCAACACUUGCACUAGCAAGAUCUGUUGCCAGUAGAGUUAUAGUAUGUGCUUAGAGUGUAUAUUGGUAUGUGAGGAAAGAAUUUGUGUACUUAGAAUAUUUGAAAGUGUGCAAAGAGAAUCUCAGAUGAGGGAUCUUUAUAAAAGGUGACCCUGUUGUGCUCCAUCAGACAAAUGCGGAGGUAUGGGUAUAUGUAUGUGAAUGGACUUCUAGAAUGCUGCUAAUGUUUUAAGAGUGGCAACUACAGUUUGUUGAUUACUUCUGGCUUCACUGUAUUGAUUAGGACAAUUGGUAAUGCCAUGUUUACUUGAGUAAAUUUCUUCUGUGAGUUUUAUUGUCCAAGUUUGGAUGAGAUAGAUACAGCAUAUAUAUUACAAAAGUAUAGGAUUUACUAUAUCUAGAAGAAGAAUGUAUUUUUUUUUUUCCAAUGUGAUUACAGCUUCUGUAAAUGUUAGUUUAAAAGGUUUGAUAAAUCUGGAAAAGAUUUUGGUGCGCAGAUUCAUCCAUAUUUUUGUUGGAAAAUAUUUGUGACUACAUUUUCAUUGUGCUGUGCAUGCUUAUAUAUAACAUUAUCUUUUUUUUUUCAAGUUAUAUUUUCUGUGAUAGUAUUCAUAACAUUUGUAAAGUUAAUCUAGUAUUUUACAAUAAGCUUUUUCAUCUUGGAUUUGAAAAUAUCCAUUACAAUGAGUCAAGCAUAUGAUGAACUAGCAUAACACUUUCAUAUUUCUUUUUGAAUUCUCUUUCUUUCUGUACCAUUGUCUGCAAUUAUACGUCUAAUUUUCUUUUGUGUUAUACAUACUACAAAAUGUAACUAAGUUAGCUUAAGGAGUUUACAAGUUUUCAAGAGCACCAGAUAUGUCACAAGAUGAUGUCAAAGCACCGCCUGGCGAACGCUUUUUUUUCUCUUGCUUGUGUAAUUUUUACAGAAUCCAGAAGCUGAUUCCUAAAAGUGCCUUAUUAAGAUAUAUUGCAGAUUAUUCCAUUAAGGAUAGCUUAUAUACGCAUUGUAUUUAAUAUGAAUUAUAUAAUAUAUGCAUUUCAGCAUGAUUCUUCCUCUGCUAAUUUCUUUUUCUUCACCAUGUACUUUGUGAUAUCUUUGGUCAUGACACUGAGUGUAUGCUGUAAUUUUUUGUGUAUAUAUAAGUGUUUCUUGAUUA